Molecule: messenger RNA, 1253 nt
Organism: Alosa alosa (allis shad)
Lineage: Eukaryota; Metazoa; Chordata; Actinopteri; Clupeiformes; Clupeidae
Product: beta-1,4-galactosyltransferase 5-like
Exons: 6
Coding region: 1-600 (199 amino acids)
Biological process (GO): carbohydrate metabolic process
Molecular function (GO): UDP-galactose:glucosylceramide beta-1,4-galactosyltransferase activity
Source: RefSeq, a predicted model, not a curated record
AUGGUUGCAUUGGCGGAGGUGGAGAGGCGUCUGCUGGUUAGAGCUCAUCACUUUAGCCUUGAAGGACACUGGAGCCCUAGAGACUGUGCUCCACGCUGGAGGGUUGCCAUUGUGAUUCCCUUCAGAAACCGACAUGAACAUCUUCCCAUCCUCCUUAACCACCUGGUCCCCAUGCUGCAGAGCCAGAGGCUGCAGUUCGGCCUCUACGUUGUUGAACAGUAUCAUCACUACACUGUGAAGCUAGACAAGUAUUAUUAUAUGCUUCUAUACGAGGAGUUUUUUGGGGGAGUGAGUGGUCUAACAGUGGAUCAGUUCUACAGACCUAACGGCUUUGCUAACGGUUUCUGGGGCUGGGGGGGCGAGGAUGAUGACAUGUGGAACAGGGUACACAAUGCUGGUUACUCAGUGAGCCGUCCUCAAGGGGAUGUUGGUCAUUACACGUCCAUCCCUCACCAUCACCAUGGGGAGGUGCAGUUUCUCGGCAGAUACUCUCUACUCAGGAAAUCUAAGGAGAUGCAGGUGGUGGAUGGCCUAAACAACUUGCACUACUCCCCUCUAGUGGUGCGAAGGCCUCUGUACACUAACAUUACAGUACAGUGAAUCUCAGCUGGGACUUUGGGAACUCUGACUGAUGCACUGUAAUCUGCUGUUACCCUACUGGCCUGGACUCAGAGGCACAGAGACCAAGCAAAUUAUGUUAUAUAUUAUAUUAGAUAUGCCUCCAGGUUGCAGACCCAGGGAUCCCCGAACCUCACUCUGAGAACCACUUGUAUACAAUAGGUUCAAAACUACACUGAACAAAAUAAAUCGCUGGAUUUACUUGAUUUUAUUGUGUACAUCGGUUGCACAUGAAGUAUAUCGUAUAUAUACUUUUUAUGAAUGAAAUAUCUAGAAUUAGUCCAGCAUUUCUCUUUCUGUUUACAAAAUUGAUUCAUGCUGUGAUAACCCAAUUUGAUCAAGUAAUUCCAAUUAAAUUGAUUAGGCUUAGGCCUAAAUGAAAUAUUCAUGGAAUUUCAACAUGAUUGUGUUAUACAGGUGGCAUGUGUUGAGAGCAGGCAUUCAGAUAUUGCAACAGCAAUGUUAAAGAAAGAUAACUUUGAUAUGUAAGACUUCAAGAUGAAAUCUUAGAAUGAAACAUGAAUAUGUUGUGCCAUAGUAUUUCAAAAGCGUUUAUUGAGGUUGAAACGAGUGCUAUAAAACCACUGAUACUUUGUGCAUGCUCAAUACCUUCUUCUUCUGGUCUCUAAGCAUGA